This is a messenger RNA of Halteromyces radiatus, 1068 nucleotides long. Its product is annotated as DDHD domain-containing protein. Bases 1 to 1068 code for a protein of 355 amino acids. Gene Ontology annotation, molecular function: metal ion binding. The transcript is spliced from 4 exons. The record is from RefSeq and is a predicted model, not a curated record. Lineage: Eukaryota; Fungi; Mucoromycota; Mucoromycetes; Mucorales; Cunninghamellaceae.
AUGCCAUACCGAGAUAUUCGUAUUCAACUCAUUCCUAUUGAAUGGCAUAAACAUAUUCAUGAACAAACAGACGAAUCUUUGAAUAAUAUUAGUCUCAAAAAUAUUCCUGGUAUGCGUUUGGUUGGUAACGAUUAUAUUAUGGACGGUCUUUAUUAUCUUGCUAAAGAUAGACAACAAACUAUUAUUACCCAUGUCACACGUACUUUUAACGAAGCAUAUCAUGAAUUUAUUGAUUCUCAUCCUACUUUUCAAGGUUUGAUUACUUGGGAUAUAUUAGCUCAUCAACGUUCAAUCACUACUAUGGAAGAACAAGCUCAACUCGAUAAAUUAGACCUGAACGUACCUCAUUUAGAUUUCAAACCUCAAUUUUUAUUUGGUGUGGGUUGUCCAUUAGGUGCUUUCCUUAAUAUUCGUAAUCAAGAUCCAAAACUAUAUUGUCCUGAUUCCUCUACCGUUUUUGAAAAUAUUUAUCAUCCUUGUGAUCCUUUGGCUUAUCGCGUGGAACCAUUAUAUCAUCCUGAAUGUCGACAUCAUGAUAGUGUUCAAGUAGAAUCUGCCAUACCGAAUGAUGCAUCAACACCUAUAUUCUCAUCUCUGACCGAUUGGGUAACUUCAUGGUUCAAACGAUCAAAUGAAAAACUUCAAGAUGAUAUUCAAGUUUCAAGUACCCCUCAGUCUCCCAAAAAAUCAAGUAUCAAAGCAAGUAAUAUGCCACCUGUUAGUCAAUUGUCUAUGCCGACCAUGAAUGAUCCCAAUAUGUUAUAUCGUCGUCGACAAAGUCAGAUCUAUGAUUCGCCACAAUCUUGGAUGAUGGAAAAGAAGAAACGACGUCAAUCCUUACCCAACCUUCAUCGAUCUCCUCGUAUUUCGUCUUUGGAAGAAGAUACCAUGUUAUUGCAAAGUUUACCAGGGAGUCGUCGAGUGGAUUAUGCAUUACAACCUGGUCCCAUGUUUGGUGGCAUGAUUUCAAAUCAAUAUCUUCUUGGUCUUCAAGCUCACUUUUCUUAUUGGAACAACAAGGAUAUGUUAUGGCAUAUGGUGGAUCAAUUGGAUAAUGCUAUUCAUUAG